AUGGAAGCCUGUUGCACACGGGAUGGUUCGGCUAUGAUUUGGACACCUAGCCCAGAAGAAACGUGUCAGUUUGUUCCUGUUGGUAAGAUGCGAGGGACAGUAUCCCCCGAACCGCUAUAUGAUUGCGGCAAGCCGCUCAUCGUCACGGACCAGGGGUACGCAAUUUCGACCGUGCGUCGAUCAGCACGUUCCGCCUCUUCCGGAAGUCGGUAUAGUAACAUCAAACCAAUUGUCAGCCCACUUUUGGCUGUUGAAGGGUCUACAAAAUGCCGACCAGUGAUACGGCGACUGAUGCUUCGUGGAAUGACAACAAGCCAAGGGAGUUACACGGCAUUCAACUGGUCUACCACGACGUCAGGCGGCGGAUUGGAACCGGAUCUCUUCCACCUUGUUGCACCUGGACCAUAUCUUGGACGAUUCCCAUUUCUUCCACCGAAUCUCGCUUCCAUUACAGCUCAAUAA
This is a messenger RNA of Ostertagia ostertagi, 462 nucleotides long. Lineage: Eukaryota; Metazoa; Nematoda; Chromadorea; Rhabditida; Trichostrongylidae. The record is from the annotation of a GenBank genome assembly.